Molecule: messenger RNA, 5589 nt
Organism: Pseudomyrmex gracilis
Lineage: Eukaryota; Metazoa; Arthropoda; Insecta; Hymenoptera; Formicidae
Gene: pwn
Exons: 17
Coding region: 886-4605 (1239 amino acids)
Molecular function (GO): calcium ion binding
Source: RefSeq, a predicted model, not a curated record
CAUACAUUCACGGCAGUGCACGCUGCAUCAUGGCGUAGAUACGGUAUAGUUUAAGUGGGAGAAACCGUAUAUGAUCGUCCUCAGACUGAGACAGUCCCGUGUGAACGACCGUGAAGUGAACCUCGGAGGUACACGCUUGGGACCUUGAGUUCUACGCUUUCGCACUGAAAUUUUGAUGUUCCAGGAACAUUAACCAGCAACAAUAACGUUAUUUAAAAGUGAACGAUCAUCAGUGCGUUCUUGUCUGACCACUGGAUUUUGGCGGAGUGAAACAACAUAGAUUAACGGAGUUCUUGGUUGUAUUUAUGGUCUCCAGGAGAAAUUUACUGAUCCAGAUUCUCUAUAAACCUUGCUCGGUAAUGUGCCUUUAGCGAAUGAUGUUAAUCAAGUGCGGAGAAAUUGUACCGAAACUUGGAGCAAAAAUCACUUUAAAGAUUUAUUUAUUUAUAUUGAACUGAUGAUAAAGUGAAAAAUACAGAAUUUCUUUUAAGUGAUUAUGUUUUAAAUGCAUUACAUUGUAACACUAGUAAUCAUUUUAAAGUUUGGUACGGUGCAUUGGCCGAAAACCUGACGUAUACACUGAUCUGAUCCGCUGCCAAGUAGGUCAACCGGCGUGCGCGAGACUGAGUAAGCGAAAAAAAACGAGAGGAAGAAGGAGAGAAAAGAAAGAAUGGCGUGCCGCAGGCAGCGCCCGUGAAACUCUCCUGAUGUUCAGCGACUCGUUGUAGACUUGUAAUCCAAAAUGGCGGAUAUCGGUAGGCAUCGCAGUUUACUUCAAAUAAACCAAGAUUGGCCCAGGUGUUCAGAAUCCUGAAAACAUCGUGUUCUUGACGUCCGUAUCAUUAAUCUUGUAAACGAGAAGGAUUGCGAGAACGAUUGGCGAUCAUGGUGUGUCCCAUUAAAUCGAAGGUUCUCGUGACCUUCACGAUCCUUGCAUUGUUCGGAGUAUCAGCUAUACAGAAUGAUAGAACGUCUUCUCAUAUGUCCCGGGAAAAUAUCGUGCUAAGUGCUAGCGCUUACACCGGACCUGAAAAAACAUCCAGCAGAAGUCAACUAGAUGAGUCUUUGAUUUUCCAGAGAACCGUCCCAGCGUUUCAGCUAGAAAGUUCGAAGAGCGUUAACAAUUACGAUAAAGAGGAGACCAGGUUUACAUUUAAAGAUACGAAUCGCGACGAGCCCAUCGAUGAACUAAUACCGUCGAAGCACGUGGCUCAUAUCGACGGCAAUAACAUUGAGGUGAAAGCCGGAGAGUACUUUCACAUAGUGCCUACUACUAGCAAGUCAAUGUCGGGGGAAGAACAAGGGGCUCCGCUGGGAGUAGAACUCCGGUCGGAGCCCCAUCAGCCGAUUGGCGCGCCGAGGUUACAAGUAUUGCAUUCAUCAGUAACGGAUCUGCAACGACGAGGUCGUCAAGAGAUCCCGAGGAUCUAUAGCGAGCACGCACCACCACCGUUGGUCUCGCAAACCGCCUCGCCAGGUAGACAAGCAAACCCCGAUAUACAGGACAUCAUUACUGGUAUUGUUAAGUUGCUAAAUGGUAAUGUGAAUGUAGCCGCUAAUACUGUGAGACCACUAAGACCAAUUCAGGCCACAAGAAUCAACAACCGAGGACCGCCUAGAAUCUCGGACGUACCGCCGUUACCGCCGGACUUUGAUACUCCGGGUAUGAAUCCACCGCCGCCACCUCCAUCAUCGCAUCCUUAUCCUUUCGAGAGGACUUCUGCACCUUUGUUGAAUCAGUUGCCACCAGAGAGACCUGUUAGACCCUUCAUCAGCGGAGUGCCACUACCAGAGCAAGUUGUACCGCCCUGGAGUUGGGACUUUUCUCAUAAUGGAAACAGACGACCGUCAUCAUCUUACAAUAAACCUUUCCUGCCUACGCUAGAUUCCACUUCUUAUCGUGACAAGGAAAAUGCGCAGUAUAAUUUAAAACCAGAAUCUGAAACGCCUCAAGAAAGUUCGACAAUAAAGAAAGAUGCUAGUAAUCAAGAAACACCUAUUAAAGAUAAUGAUAUUAAUAAUCAUACGAGCAAUGUUAACGGUGACAAGGAUCGAGUCGAACCUAUGACGAUGACUAACGACUCAGCUACUCAGAACAUCACGAGAAAAUCUGAAGUUGAAGAAUCCACGAAGAAGCAUCAUGUUACGAAGUUUCAACCGCCUUCGAAGGAAAUCAAUAGCGAGCAGACAUUGAUACUUGGCGUUGCCACAACAGAUUAUGUUGCUUCGACUCAUACUGCGCGACUUCCGGAACUUUCGAAAACGCUGACAACUUUAAACAGUCAAGGUACAAAAUCUUCGAAAAACGACGAGAAAGCGUCUGCAACUAUCAAAGAGGAGAAACCAUUCGAGAAAACUACCAUCUCAACCGCUUCAAAAACAUCCAUGAAGACUUUUUCGACCAGUACCUUAAACAUCGAAACUAGUUCGUCAAUCAAAGUGAUCGAAUCUACAUCGACAAAAGCUAUUCUUCGACCGACCGCGACUACCGUGGAGUCAAGCAUUAAUACUAAGCCGUACGUAUAUUUGGAACCCAGCAGUGUAUCAGAUAUUGAGUAUACCGAACCGAUUUCCACUAUCUCAACUCCAACGCCUACCGACGGUCUUCCUGCGAGUUAUACGAAGAGUUCGACUACGAUGGAAAAGAGUGUUGUUCAUUCCACGGUCUCAACCUUUACAAAAACUACAGAAUCUACACAACGCUAUCGACCGCGACCUGGAAUUGUCUUAGAUGACACUUUGGAUUACACAACAGCGCAAGGAUUACCAAGUCAGAGGCCUUAUGCAUCUUCGAGACAUCCAUCACUCGGUGAUAUUUUUGAUGUAACUGUUUCAGCGAUUCACGGGCCCGGAGGAAGUACUGGCGACAGCAUUAGAGUAUCUUUGAAUUCAGGUAGCAAUGACGUCAUAUUAACUUCCGCUGUGGGCGGAGAAGGAUUUGUAAGUAUUGAUGGUAAAAGGACGUAUAUAAAUUUGUUCGACAAUACAGAUCGAACACCUGAACCGACUCACAUACAGCCACAUCCAAUUAAAACUCAAUCGCCAUCCAUCAUUGGCACUGGCCUCGCUAUUCCACAACCGGAUGCUCCUGUUGUUACUUCGCGUCCAAAUGCACCCAAUCGCAGGCAACCAUCGUUAUAUCGAAGACCAACGCAGCCACCUGUCAGAAUAGAUACUUGCAUUGUGGGCGACACGAGUACAUGUGACUCAAGUCAACACGAAGCUUGUGCAACCAUUCAAGGAGUAUCAGCUUGUCAAUGCAAGCCAGGAUACGCAAGAUUACAGCACUCGCUUCCUUGUAAAAGAAUUGUUAGUAUCGUUGUGUCCAUCAGAGUCGACAAAUUUUACGAGAAGAAAAUCGUGUGGGAUGGAGGACUAGCCGAUAAGGAUUCAGAAUUGUAUCAGACUCUCGCUUACGAGGCAAACAGAGCUGUUGAAUCUGCUAUGUCUAUGACGCCAUUUUCGGAUGAAUAUAUGGGAUCGCAAAUAAAUAACGUUUAUCAAGGAGAUGUGAGCCAAGGACAAGGUGGAAUUUUUGUGAAUGCAACACUGAAGCUUAUGUACGAUCCAAGAACGACCAGGCCGAGUUUGGCAGGUGAACUUCAAAGACAUCUACUGGGUGUUAUACAUAGAAGAAAUAACAAUAUUGGAAAUAGUGCUUUAUACGUGGACAGUCCAGCUGGAUCCAUAUCGAAUCUACAAGAUUUGGACGAAUGCGCUUCGUCAGAGCUGAACGAUUGUCACUCAUCUGCCAGUUGUACUAAUAUCUUCGGUGGUUUCAUAUGUUUCUGCAGUCCGGGAUUGAAAGAUCCUCACAAAGAUGAUCCUAGUGAAUCCGGUAGAACAUGUUUAUCAUGUCCUUCAACAUAUUGCAACAAUCGUGGUACCUGCUCUUAUCAAGGAGAUCAAAUGCAGUGCGCAUGUACUGGAAAUUACUACGGAGCGCAGUGUGAAGUCGAUGGUGAAGUUUUAGGCGUUGCUAUAGGCGCAUCUGUGGCUGCUUUAAUAAUUAUAGUUCUGACGCUAAUCUGUCUUGUUAUGUGGAGUCGAAAGUGGUCUCGCGAACAAAAAUCUGCGUGUUCUCCGGUAUAUGGUUAUAUCCAGGGUGGAAUACCUAGUACUCUUCCAGGGACUUUAGCAAGAGUUGGAUCUGUAGGCACUUUAACGUCAGUGAAACAAGGACCACCGACAAAUUUGCCACCUUACAUGUGGGCUCAUUUUGGAGAGCACAUGGCUACAGCAAAUGUCUAUGCGACUGAACCUAUUGGCCCAACGCGGCCGAGUUCGGCAAUGUUCGGUUAUCCACCCAUGAAUGUUCAUGGAACAUUACCUCCGGUCCCAUUACCGCGGCUUCAGGCCCCACCCCGGCCGAGGCAGAGAUCUCAACCGGAUCCGGAUAGCUCAGAUUCUGAGCCACAGGAUAAGGAUAGAGCUGAUCUAAUUCCUCAGAACAAUGGUUUUCACGUACCCAGGCCGAAGUCGAGAUCGUCAUUAGCGAAUCAAAGCGGGAUUUACAACGACGUGGAGUACGAUCAGGGUGACGUUCAUCAUUUAUCGAAAAACAAUAUCCCGAUGUCCACCUAUAGACCGUAUUACAGAACGUAAAAUUUGCGAUGUGAAAAGUAGCGUUCACUUGCAUAUCAAAGUAAAAGCGUUAAAUAAUUCAUCGUAAUAUUUCUCGUUUAAAGUGCUCAAUAAAUAGUGCAUUAAAACACGUGUGGUGGUGUAAAGUAGACAGAUGUGACUUAUUUCGAAGUUGUCUCUAUGUGUAGCCAAGUUGUCUCUAUGUAAACUGUUCAAAAUGGAAAAUUUGCGAGCAAUAAGAGAAGAGAGUUUCUAAUCUCUAGAGCGUAUUAAGCAAUUUUUUUUUUUUAGAGAAUCUUGUUUGCUAUAAAGUUGUGUUUUUGUAAUCACGCAAUAGUUGCGAUAAAACUAAUACUAAUUCCGAUGUAAUAGGAAUAUAUUUAUUAUUCACAGAAUCAGUUUUGGUAUUUUCUAUUAAAAAAUUAUUAUGUUAGAGAUUUGUAUAGUUUAUUAAUCUUAGAUUAACUACUCGUCUCGGAAAAUUGUCCGACACCUAAUUCUUUUCUUCCUUUUUCGGUUUUUUUUUUGUUUUUAUUUAUGUAAUGGUCAGUAUUUGAAAUAACUCAAGAGAGAAAAUUUUAUGUAUAUCACAUAACCGAAAUAGUAAAAUAUGAUUAUAUAAUGUCAUGUAGUAAUCCAGAGCUAACACACAGAAUCACAUGCAUUUGACUAGUUAAUUAUUUCAAGUAUUACUGUUAACUCAAUACUGUUAACUCUACGCGUAAAAAUAAUUUAAAAGAGCAAAAACGACUGUGUUUAUUUUAGUAAUUUAUGAUUGUUAAGCAAAAAUAAUUAUUGUGUUAUGUAAUUUGGUAAUAUAAUAUGAUUUUGUUUGUUAAGUAGUGUUAAAUAGUUUUAAGUUUUGAAGUAUAUUUUUAAGAGAAAUGUGUUAAAUUUUAUUAAUUAAUAUAAUGUUUUAAUUAAUUUAUUAAAAAAUAUAGUAUAAUAUUUGAUUGAAAAAUGUAGUGUAAUAUUUGAUCGAGAAUAGUAAAUAAUUAUUUUCUA